AAUAAAGAAUUUAUCGGCACUGACAAUAAUUAUACAGACUUCAUUCAACAGCUAAAAACGUCUCAGAAACGAGGACCAAAAGCUGGGGCAGCACUACUAUGGACAUGGCAAACGUGUACCGAAUUCGGAUAUUUUCAGUCAACAGAUGGACUUAGCAUUUUUGGAAGCCCAACGCCAUUGAAGUAA
Strongylus vulgaris is the source of this 186-nucleotide messenger RNA. The record is from the annotation of a GenBank genome assembly. Lineage: Eukaryota; Metazoa; Nematoda; Chromadorea; Rhabditida; Strongylidae.